AUGGGCACUGUUGUUGCCUGCCCCGCGCACAUUCCUUGCAAGGGAUCCUCGCACAUCCUGGCCCUCGGCGCGAGGAGGCCGAACGAGCUCUCGUUCUUCGACGGUGCGCCAGACUGCAAGGAAGGCGCCUUCGUGCACAACGGCGGCGCAUAUGCGUUCAGCUCGGACGGGUCCCUGCUGGCAAUCGCGUCGGCGGACAAAGUCACGGUGUUCAACGCCGUGGACGACACGCUCGUCACAGAGCUCGAGGUCCCCGGCGCGUCCUUCCUGCACUUCUCGCCCAGGAACACCUUCCUCGCCACAUGGUCGCGCCCCGACGCCAUCCCCGACAAGGGGCGCAACCUGCUGCUCUGGUCCCUGAAGUCGAAGCAGCAGGUCCUCACGCUGUCCCAGCGCACCAUGCACAAGUCCCAGUGGCCGGCGAUCCAGUUCAACAGCGACGAGUCCCUCGCCGCCAACAUGGUCAGCAACCUCGUCAACGUCCACUCCGUCUCCAACGGCACCCUCACCAUCUCCAAGAAGCUCCCGCUGCCCAACGUCAACGGGUUCAAGCUCAGCCCUAGCCCCCUCGAGGGUGGUCCCGGGGAGCCCAUGGUCGCGGCGUUCGUGCCCGAGAAGAAGGGCGCGCCCGCGCGCGCGUCGCUGUUCAGCGUGGCGUCCCUGCCGGACGCGGGCGCGGACAAGAAGGAGCACCCGACGGCGGUGGUGGGCAAGUCGUUCUUCAACGCCACGGAGAUGUCCUUCUUCUGGUCGACUACGGGGUCCGCGGUGGUCAUGAUCGCGAGCGCAGACGUGGACAACACGAACCAGUCGUACUACGGGCGGCAGACGGUCCACAUGAUGCAGGCGGACGGGUCGGACGAGGGCGCGGUGCCGCUGGGCAAGGAGGGGCCCGUGUACGACGUGGCGUGGAGCCCGUCGGGGGAGCACUUCGUGGUCGUGCACGGCUUCAUGCCCGCGAAGGCCAUCCUGUUCAACGCGCGCUGCAAGGCGCUGUUCGACUUCGGGGCCAUGCCGAUCAACACCGUGCGCUGGAACCCGUACAGCAAGUGGAUCUGCCUGGCCGGGUUCGGGAACCUGCCCGGGGACGUGUUCGUGUACGACCGCAAGGCGGACGGCAAGUGCAAGACGAUCGGGCAGAUGCGGGCGCCGAACUCGACGGACGUCAUGUGGGCGCCCGACGGGCGGCACCUCCUCACGAUCACCGUCUCGCCGCGGCUGCGCGUGGACAACGGCUUCCGCGUGUGGUCGUACAAGGGCGAGAUGCUGCACCACGAGGCCUUCGCGGAGAUGCUCGACGCCAGCUGGAAACCGGUGCCCGCGGGGACGAUUCCCGAGCGCCCCUUCACUCCCCCGCAAGCGGCCGCGAAGGACAAGGCCGCGGGCGGCGGCGGGGGCCCGGCGGCGAAGGCAGGCGCGCCGGCGGGCGGCGCGGGAGCCGUGGGGUACGUUCCGCCGCACCUGCGGAAGCAGGGCGUGCAGCCACAAGCGCAGAAAAAGGGCGGGUUCUCGCUCGCGUACGACGAGGACGACAUCGGCGGGAAGGUGGCCGCCGCGGGCGCACGCGCGCGCGCGAGCGGCGUGGGGGGCGUGGUGCCGGGCUUUGAGCCGGUGGCGACGAGCAAGUCGGCCGCGAAGAACGCCAAGCGGAGAGCCAAGAAGAAGGCGGCCGCGGAGGGCGGGCAAUGA
Molecule: messenger RNA, 1689 nt
Organism: Pedinophyceae sp. YPF-701
Lineage: Eukaryota; Viridiplantae; Chlorophyta; Pedinophyceae
Source: the annotation of a GenBank genome assembly